GUCUAUCAAUCGUAUCAUUAUUUCUUGCCUUGGUUUCUUAACCAUAUCAGCGACAAACAACAAUCUCUCUCUCUCUUCCAAAGAAUUCAUACCAACAAUCGUAAUGAAGAAUGGCAGUCAGUUGGCAAGUGCUAUAACACGAACAGUAAUGUUAUUCGUUGAAUAUCACUCGAUCGUGUUUUUUUUACGUUCCUUUAUCAUGGUUUGGUGCAAUAUCAAUGGCAAGUCAUUCAAAAGAAUUUGUGCUCUCGUCAGUUUUAUUUCGGGGCUCUAUAUUCUGUGUGAAGUCAGAAAUGUCCCUCUGAGAUUCAAGUUCGUGCAAUCGUCAGUCAAAUCCGAGGAUGACAAAUUCUGGCAAACCUUGAGAACGUAUAUCACGGCCAGAAAGCAUGGAUUGUCUCAAAUCAAUAUCACAAAAAGGAUAUUUAAUGUCACAAAUCUGCACGAAAUCCCGGGACAUCCUCAUUCUUACCCUUUUCUCACCGGAGAUACUUUGAAGUCAUUUGCCGAUGUUUACUAUGACCGUUCUAAGACUAAAGGACACCCAAGUGCCUCAUAUUAUCUGGUAGAUGGACUUUGGGUACUUAAAGGUGACCGAAAACUCCCCCUAGAAAAGCGGAAACAUAUACCUUCUAAUGGCGACGUAAUUUUCAUCAAAACGGACUUUUUGGAACGGAUUGCUGGGACUUUCCUAGCCCGGUUGAACACCUCGUUCAUUCUCAUCACUCAUAACUCCGCAUUCAGUGUGCCCAGAGGCUCUAAAUCCAUGCAGCUCUUGGAUCAUCCCAAACUAAUUCGAUGGUUUGCUCAGAAUCCGCGGAUCAAUCAUCCAAAUCUUGAGGCUAUUCCCAUUGGUCUUGAAAAUCAAAGGUUUCAUUAUGCUGGAUUCCUUCCCAACCUGGAAAAAUCUUUCAAAUUAAUCUCUCGAAUUUAUGACCCUGCUGACACAGGCACUCAUCGAACCAAGCCCAACACGCUUUACCUGAAUUUUAACCCAACACACAAUAACAUUCGAUAUGUUGCCCAGCAUUAUCUGAUCAAAAUGGGUUACCAAAAGUCAGAAAUCAAACCCCUAUUGGAAUAUCACAGGGAUUUGGGCAAAAGCCGUUUUGUAGUCUCGCCUCCAGGUGUUGGUGAGGACUGUCAUCGGACCUGGGAGGCCAUACUUUUUGGAACCAUUCCCAUUGUUUGGAACUCGACCUUAUGGAACCUAUUUCAGCAAUCGCCGGUGAGAGUGGCAAGAUCUGUCGACGAUUUUGCAUUUGACAACCUCAAUGAUUUCCAAGUUCAUUCGAAAAACCGUCAACUUUUGAUGGCACAGUAUUGGUUUGAUAGAAUAAAUAGUUUUCGAUGAA
This is a messenger RNA of Tigriopus californicus, 1355 nucleotides long. RefSeq lists its product as uncharacterized. Lineage: Eukaryota; Metazoa; Arthropoda; Copepoda; Harpacticoida; Harpacticidae. Gene Ontology annotation, molecular function: ribitol beta-1,4-xylosyltransferase activity. Bases 104 to 1354 code for a protein of 416 amino acids. The record is from RefSeq and is a predicted model, not a curated record. The transcript is spliced from 6 exons. Gene Ontology annotation, biological process: protein O-linked glycosylation via mannose. Gene Ontology annotation, cellular component: Golgi apparatus.